Cygnus atratus (black swan) is the source of this 5046-nucleotide messenger RNA. Its product is annotated as contactin-4. The coding region runs from base 296 to 3385 and encodes 1029 amino acids. The transcript has 24 exons. Gene Ontology annotation, biological process: cell-cell adhesion; brain development. The record is from RefSeq and is a predicted model, not a curated record. Lineage: Eukaryota; Metazoa; Chordata; Aves; Anseriformes; Anatidae. Gene Ontology annotation, molecular function: cell-cell adhesion mediator activity.
GAGCUGCCCGGCUCCCGGCCGCUGCCGCUCAAUGCUGCGGCCGCGGGGCUGCUGCGGGAGCCGCGCACCUCGGGGCUCCGCGCACGGCGGGCAGGCGGCGACCACCGAGCCCAGCGCAGCCCAGCACAGCCCAGCACAGCCCAGCAUGCCCCCCGCCCCGGCCAGGUAUUGGAAACUUGACUGAAGACUACGUAUCAUGCACUGGAGAAGAAUAAAGGUUGCCUAAAAUUUCCAAGGAGGCCCCAUUCUCUACUGCAGUUCCUGAAUUUGUCUCCUCUGACCUGGGAAGCUAAAGAUGAGGUUGCUAUGGGAGCUGCUCGUGCUGCAGUCGUUCAUGGUGUGCCUUGCAGACGACAACACACUGCACGGGCCAGUUUUCCUGCAGGAACCGAGCAGCGUGAUCUUCCCGUUGGAUUCAGAGGAAAAGAAAGUGAAGCUGAACUGUGAAGUGAAAGGAAAUCCCAGACCAACCGUUGGGUGGAAAUUAAAUGGGACCAAUAUUGACAUCGGUAUGGAUUACCGCUACAGUGCAGUGGAAGGCAACCUGUUGAUCAAUAAUCCCAACAAAACCCAAGACAGUGGAACGUACCAAUGUGUAGCAACAAACCCAUUUGGAAGGAUCAUUAGCAGAGAAGCAAAGCUGCAGUUUGCCUAUCUCGAAAACUUCAAGACCAGAACAAGAAGCACUGUAUCUGUCCGCCAGGGCCAGGGCAUGGUGCUGUUGUGUGGACCACCACCUCAUUCUGGAGAGCUCACCUACGCCUGGAUCUUCAAUGAGUACCCGUCGUUUGUGCAUCAGGACAACCGCCGCUUCGUUUCGCAGGAGACUGGCAAUCUGUACAUCGCGAAGGUGGAAGCUUCAGAUGUGGGAAACUACACGUGCGUGGUGACAAACACAGUGACCAACAGCCGGGUCCUGGGACCCCCAACCCCGCUCAUCCUCAGGAACGAUGGGGUGAUGGGGGAGUAUGAGCCGAAAAUAGAAGUGCAGUUCCCAGAAACGGUUCCAUCUGCAAAAGGAACAACGGUGAAACUGGAGUGCUUUGCCCUGGGAAACCCAGUUCCUACGAUCAGCUGGAGGAGAGCAGAUGGGAAACAGAUACCCCGAAAAGCUAGGAGACACAGAUCAAGUGGACUUCUAGAAAUCCCAAAUUUUCAGCAAGAAGAUGCUGGACUCUAUGAGUGUGUAGCUGAAAAUGUGAGAGGGAAAAAUGUGGCACGAGGACAGCUGACGUUUUAUGCUCAGCCCAACUGGAUUCAGAAAAUCAGCGAUGCACACGCAGCCAUUGAGGAAAGUGUUUUCUGGGAAUGCCGUGCGAGUGGGAGGCCGAAGCCCUCGUACCGCUGGCUGAAGGACGGGGAACCACUGCUGCCCCAGGGCAGAGUUCAGAUAGAGCAGGGCUCACUGACGAUAGCGAACGUCAGCCUGUCGGAUGCCGGGAUGUAUCAGUGCGUAGCAGAAAACAGACAUGGCAUCAUUUUUGCCAGUGCAGAACUGAGUGUCAUAGCUGUCGGUCCAGAUUUUUCCAAAACUCUCUUGAAAAAGUUAACUCUUGUGAAAGUGGGUGGUGAAGUAAUCAUUGAGUGUAAGCCGAAAGCUUCCCCCAGACCUACUUAUUCUUGGAAGAAAGGAAAAGACAUCCUAAGAGAAAAUGAGAGAAUCACGUUUUUGGAUGACGGAAGCCUCCGGAUUGUCAACGUCACCAAAGCCGAUGCGGGAAGCUACACCUGCGUGGCGACCAACCACUUCGGCACGGCGAGCAGCACGGGCAGUCUGGUUGUGAAAGAUCCAACACGGGUUAUGGUGUCACCUUUCAGCAUGGACGUCACCGUUGGAGAAAGUAUUGUCUUGCCUUGUCAGGUAUCUCAUGAUCACUCGCUAGAUAUCAUGUUUACCUGGUCAUUCAAUGGACACCUGAUAGACUUUGAAAAAGAUGGGGACCACUUUGAAAGAGUUGGAGGGCAGGAUUCAGCUGGUGAUUUGAUGAUCAGAAGCAUCCAGCUGAAGCAUGCUGGGAAGUAUGUCUGCAUGGUGCAAACAAGUGUGGACAAGCUAUCGGCUGCUGCAGACCUGAUUGUAAGAGGUCCCCCGGGCCCACCAGAAGCUGUGACCAUCGACGAAAUCACCGACACCACCGCUCAGCUGUCCUGGAGACCUGGAGCAGACAACCACAGCCCCAUCACGAUGUACGUGGUGCAGGCCAGGACCCCCUUCUCGGUGGGGUGGCAGGCGGUGAGCACAGUUCCAGAGGUCAUCGAUGGUAGGACAUUCACAGCGACCGUGGUGGGUCUGAAUCCUUGGGUCGAGUAUGAAUUUCGAGUAGUGGCUGCCAACCUAAUUGGGAUUGGAGAGCCAAGCAGACCUUCAGAGAAGAGAAGAACUGAAGAAGCUCUUCCUGAAGUGACCCCGGCUAAUGUCAGUGGAGGUGGCGGGAGCAAGUCUGAGCUAGUCAUUACAUGGGAGACGGUGCCCGAGGAGCUGCAGAACGGAGGUGGCUUUGGCUAUGUGGUGGCCUUCCGCCCCUUCGGCACCGUCAGCUGGAUGCAGACCGUCGUGGCCUCCCCAGACGCCUCCAGAUACGUCUUUCGCAACGAGACGCUGCCGCCCUUCUCCCCCUACGAAGUGAAAGUGGGGGUGUACAACAACAAGGGUGAAGGGUCCUUCAGCCCCGUGACGGUCGUGUACUCGGCGGAGGAAGAGCCAACCAGAGCUCCAACCACUGUUUUCGCCAGAAGUCUUUCUGCCUCAGAUGUAGAAAUUUCUUGGGCUCCCCCUCAAGAGAAUCAGCAUAAAGGAAGAAUACAGGGGUAUGAGGUCAGAUGUUGGAGACAUGACGAAAAGGAAGAGAACGCGAAAAAGAUCAGGACAGUUGGUAACCAAACAUCCACAAAAGUCACCAAUUUGCGAGGCAACGCGCUCUAUCACUUGGCAGUCAAGGCCUACAACACUGCUGGCACCGGGCCCUCCAGCACCACAGUCAACGUCACUACAAAGAAGCCACCACCAAGUCAGCCCCCUGGGAACAUCAUAUGGAAUUCGUCAGACUCCAAGAUCAUCCUGAACUGGGACCAAGUAAAAGCACUGGAUAACGAGUCAGAAGUGAGAGGCUACAAAGUUCUGUACAGGUGGAACAGGCAGAGCAGCGCCUCUGUGAUCGAAACCAACAAGACCUCGGUGGAGCUCUCCCUGCCCUUUGACGAGGACUACAUCAUAGAGAUAAAGCCCUUCAGUGACGGGGGCGAUGGCAGCAGCAGCGAGCAAAUCCGAAUCCCAAAGAUCUCAAAUGCGUAUGCGAGAGGAUCCGGUUCUUCAACCUCCAACGCUUGCACGCUGUCAGCCAUCAGCACGAUAAUGAUCUCGCUCACAGCUCGAUCCAGUUUAUGACAAAAAUUACAUAAAGGACUUCUUGUUUAUAAUAUAAGCAACAUUUAGCUAGUUGUUUCGAAGACACCCAGUACUAAGUAAUAUUGUGGUUUGAGUACAUCUUACUACUGGAAAAUGUUUAUGCUUCUUUAGGAAUGGCAUUAUACAGUACUUCCUCAAAGCAAAUAUAGCUUUGUCUGAAGUUUCCUUGGAAACUCUGCAAUGCACUGAAAACAUCUGUAAUAUGAUGUUACCAAAGCAGUUUACAUAUGUCCUUAUAUGCAUAUUUUUUAUUAUAUAUUUAGUGUUUUAUAGAAUUUUUUAAAGUUAACAUAUGAUGUAGAUAUUAAUUUUUCCUCUGCUAUAAAAUGCUAUGGACAACAUUAUCAUGAAAAUAUUGUUUGAAUUUUUUCCUUUAUGACCGAGAGGUCAAAGUUGUUCUUAGUAAAUUGGCUGCAACUUUCCUGUACAGUUUUACAAGGCUACGCAAGGCAGAACUGCUUCAGAUCGGGUUCAUAAUGCAGCUGCAUUUAAGGGCAGUUAUGAUGAUUCUUGUGUUAAAUCAAGUGCUUUUAACACACACGAUUUCACAUUUUAUUCGGAGGACUAACCGAGACAAACUCCAAAUGCUCAGAAAGAACACUAUAAUCUUGAAAAACCACACAGCUUUUGGUUAUUUGCGGACUACAGGACAUGUAGCUGAUAUUCUGGCAUCAUGCAGUAAGGUUCCAUUUUUACCGUCUUGAAAUAGCUUUGGCUUUAUCAUGAUUAGCAUUAAAUUGGGUAGGGACUAAGGUAGUGCAGAGACAUCACCUCUGCCUCUGGUGACACCGAGGGGCAGGUAGCAGCAGAAGGAGCCAGGAACCGAGGGGCCUCAGCGCGAGCCCUGCUCAGCCCACGUCGCUGCUCCGCGUUUCGCACCAAGGAUGUCAGGGUACAGCGGCUCUGACACCGGGCUCGCCGGCUGAACACGCACUCACUCCCCACGUGCGCUUUCCCAUAACUCAUCAUUCUUCCCAAGUCCACCACAGAAAACGUUCAGACCCCUGGCCGGGACCUGGCCGCACGGGGCUCCCCCCGGCCUGCAGGGUGGCCGCGGUUCUGCAGGAGCUCUUCGGAGAGACCUGGAGGCGUCACAGACGCACACCGGAAAAUGAGGAUAUCCACAGCAAAAUCAUUCUUCUUAAGAGAAGGACUGUUUGUUACUACGGGGUAAUUUUGUAAGUUCACUCAGAUGGGAUAAUGCUAGUACAAGGCAAUGGAAUUUUCUAUAAAAUUUUCAAGUUUAAAUGCGCUGCAGUGGUUUAUUAUUAUUUUUUCCUGAUAGCUUGAAUUUGCCUGUAACUUGUCUUUUUUGCUUACAAAAUAAUACAGUUAACUUUUAGACCUUCUAAAUAUAUUUAUUCAGUAACGCAUAAUCAGGAUUCCACUUGUGUAAAAGUCAGGGGUGUUGACCAGAGAAAUAUUGUCAGUAUUUCAAGCUGUGUUCCUUUCUUAGUUUGAUAUGGUUACUUCUAUGUAAAAAAAAAUAAAAACAAAAAAAAAAAAACACAAAAACAAAAAAAUGGAACAACAAAAAAAAGCUUCUGUAGUUUUCUCCCCAGUGUAAAUGAUAUUUAUCAGUGAUCUAGCAGAUGUAAUCUUUUUUUAAAGGUAUUGGUAAUAAAUAUUCUGUCAUUUGU